AAAAAAAGGUGCAAUUCAAUGCCACAUUGCCACUAUUAAUUUUGUGGCGGCAUGAAGUUUAAGAAUUGGAGCAGCCAUUCCAACCCACUUGAACAAAACUAACGGUUUUGCUUCACUUCUCACUCUUCUUCCUCCAUUUUUGAUCCUAUUCAAGGGUUUAUCGACCACCAAGAUUUGCAAGAAAAAAUCAAAUAUGGCUGUUGGUGUUCUUGCUUUUCAGGGUUCUUUUAAUGAACACAUUGCGGCACUGAGGAGGAUUGGUGUUAAAGGAGUGGAAAUUCGGAAGCCUGAACAGUUGGGUGACAUUGCUGCGCUUAUCAUUCCUGGUGGUGAAAGUACAACCAUGGCUAAACUUGCUGAGUAUCACAACAUGUUUCCUGCCUUGAGGGAGUUUGUCAAGAUGGGCAAGCCAGUUUGGGGAACAUGUGCAGGGUUGAUUUUCUUGGCAAAUAAAGUUUUUGGUCAGAAAACUGAUGGACAGGAACUUGUAGGGGGUCUUGAUUGCACAGUCCACAGGAAUUUCUUUGGAAGCCAGAUUCAAAGUUUUGAGGCUGAGAUAUCUGUACCUCAUGUAGCAGAUAAAGAAGGUGGUCCACCAGGUUUCCGUGGUGUAUUCAUCCGUGCUCCUGCUAUACUAGAAGUUGGUUCAGAAGUUGAAAUAUUGGCGGAAGUUCCUGUUCCAGAUAAACUGAAGACUUCAGAAGUCAUAAAGGAGAGCCAAAAGGUGUAUCCCGAAUCUCUAAACAAAGUGAUUGUAGCUGUAAAGCAAGGGAAUUUGCUCGGAACAGCCUUCCAUCCAGAGUUAACUGCUGAUAAUCGAUGGCAUUUGUACUUCAUAAAGAUGGUAAACGACCAGAUCGAGGAGACGGAGACCGCGACUUCAAGCGGUAUCAUCAAAGCCGGGGACAUAUAUGGCUUGCAAGAUCCAAAGAUUGAACUCCCCAUAUAUUUACCUUAGCAGAGUAAUGUUCCUAUAACUUCUCUUAAGAUUUCAUUAGGAUCAUAUUAUUAGGGUAUUAUUAGCCGAAUUUCGUCUGAAACCUCAUGGAGCCAUAUCUAAAUUUAUUCAUGAAUGAUUUAUAUAUAGAAAUUUCAGGGUUCAUA
Amaranthus tricolor (Joseph's coat) is the source of this 1104-nucleotide messenger RNA. Its product is annotated as probable pyridoxal 5'-phosphate synthase subunit PDX2. The coding region runs from base 194 to 958 and encodes 254 amino acids. The record is from RefSeq and is a predicted model, not a curated record. Lineage: Eukaryota; Viridiplantae; Streptophyta; Magnoliopsida; Caryophyllales; Amaranthaceae. Gene Ontology annotation, molecular function: glutaminase activity. Gene Ontology annotation, biological process: pyridoxal 5'-phosphate biosynthetic process; pyridoxine metabolic process. The transcript is spliced from 8 exons. Gene Ontology annotation, cellular component: glutaminase complex; cytosol.